AUGCCCUAUUCACCCAGAACCUCCCAACGGGCCUUGUCCGAUGCUCAAACUGAUGUUUAUGACCCUGAAAGAACACCCCCCAACGAGUAUACUUCACUCCUACCAAAGCCACUCCCAGAUCCCGAGGACUUCAAUCCUUCAGACGACUACACCCGUGCCGCACUCGACGAUGAUCACCAACCAAUACGCCUAAGGCGACUGCUGACCGAAUUCUGGACUCUCACCAAAAACUCGGUCCCCGUCAUCUUAGCCUACACCUUACAAAUGAGCCUGCAGACGGCCACCGUGGUAAUCAUCGGACAUUCGUCACCCAUGAAUCUCGCCGUCAGCGCCUUCGCCAUGAUGUUCGCGCUCGUCACGGGAUGGAUGAUCGCGCUUGGCGGCACAACGGCGCUGGAUACACUUGCUUCGUCGAGCUAUACAGGAAGUGGGAAUAAGCAUGAUUUGGGUAUUCUGCUCCAACGGGCAUUCUUGGUUCUCGGUCUUUUGUACAUUCCUGUUGCUGUGCUUUGGAUAUGCUCGAAUUCAGUCUUUCAAGCGCUUGGCCAGGACCCGGAAUUGUCUUAUCAAACGUCUCGUUUCUUGACGGCGCUUGUUCCCGGUGGUCUGGGUUACAUCUAUUUUGAGACGAUGAAGAAGUUUCUUCAAGCUCAAGGGAUCAUGAGAGCCGGGACCUAUGUUCUCAUGAUAACAUCUCCACUCAACGCCGGUCUAUGCUACUGCUUAUGUUAUACCUUCAAUCUCGGAAUCAUGGCCGGUCCAAUUGCCGCAGGCAUCUCAUAUUGGCUUUCCUUCUUCCUUCUAGUCUUAUAUGCCCGUUUCAUCGCCGGGUCUGAAUGCUGGGGCGGAUGGUCAAAAAAGGCCUUUGAGAACCUGGGAAGUUUUGCGAAACUCGCCAUUCUGGGUUUCUUCCACGUCGGCACAGAGUGGUGGGCUUUUGAGAUUGUUGCGCUCGUCGCAGGCCGUCUUGGAACAAUUCCACUCGCAGCGCAGAGCGUGAUCAUGACGGCAGAUGGUAUCCUCAACACCAUCCCGUUUGGCUUGGGAGUCGCCACCUCGUCGCGGUUGGGCAAUCAGCUCGGUCUACGCAAUGCAAAGGGGGCUUCGGUGACUGCUCAUUCAUCGGCUGUCUUGUCCAUCCUGUAUGCCACCCUGGUAUUGACCGUCUUGAUGGGGACCCGCAAUCAUUUUGCGAAGAUCUUCAACAAUGAUCCACGCGUUGUUGAGUUGGUGGCGGAGAUCAUGCCGUUUGUUGCACUUUUUCAGAUCGCGGACGGACUGAAUGGGAGUUGUGGUGGUAGUCUCCGAGGUAUGGGGCGACAGCAUCUCGGAGCCGCUGUGAAUAUUGUCAGUUACUACUGCUUUGCCUUGCCGCUUGGGAUCUAUCUGGCGUUCCAUGGCUGGGGAUUGAAAGGACUCUGGGUCGGGCAGUGUGUUGCAUUAUACUGUGCCGGCACUUUAGAAUGGCUUCUAGUUGCGUUGACUCAGUGGGAGAAGCAGGUUGAGAUUGCUUUCAGCAGGAUGGAUCCGGGAAACUAA
Messenger RNA from Penicillium diatomitis, 1539 nucleotides. RefSeq names its product MATE family efflux transporter. Gene Ontology annotation, biological process: xenobiotic detoxification by transmembrane export across the plasma membrane. The coding region runs from base 1 to 1539 and encodes 512 amino acids. Gene Ontology annotation, molecular function: antiporter activity; xenobiotic transmembrane transporter activity. NCBI's taxonomy places the organism in Eukaryota, Fungi, Ascomycota, Eurotiomycetes, Eurotiales, Aspergillaceae. Gene Ontology annotation, cellular component: membrane. The record is from RefSeq and is a predicted model, not a curated record. The transcript has 2 exons.